CUGUACAUGUAGCAUCAUCCUUUUCCUUUUUCUCCGUCCCUCCUUCUUCACCACGAUUUGACAAGGCGACACACAUGGGCCAGGCUGACAGGAUGAGAGUCACCCGUUCUCAGACGGGGAAGACCCCGAAGAAGGCUGAACGUCCUGGCUUCGUAGAAACGCCAGGCGCUCGACGUGUGACGCGCAGUCGGGCUUCAAUGACCCCCGAUCCCAGUGCAGACGACGCGUCCGACUCGACGGCGGAGACCCGUUCAGUAGCCAAAUCCUCGUCGCGCCGCCGCACAACUGCGCAGGUGAAGAAGGAGGAAGAAGAAGAGGAGGAGGAGUCACUGGUUGAAGACAAGGUCGCCGUGGAGACCAAUGGCAAAGCCAAUGGGCAUGCGAACGGACACGUUAAAAAGGAGGCCAAAAUCAUUGACGGAUGGGUAGAGGGCACGGAUCCCAAGAUCGACUAUAGCGGACACUUCGAAUUUGGAGGCUCCUGGGGUGUGCUCGCCAUGAUGAUAGGUUUCCCUCUGCUCAUGUACUACAUGUGGAUCGGUGCGACGUACUAUGAUGGGAAAUUCCCUAUCCGGGCUGAGGGCCAGAGCCUGCCUGACUUCUUUGCGCAUCUCGCUCACCUGGUCUACGAGGGCGCGUUCCCUUCACUGAAAGCUUGGGCGAUCUACUGGGGAUUCUUCAUCUUCGAAAUGAUCUGCUACUUACAGCUGCCCGGAAUCACCCUCAUGGGCCGUCCGCUCCCGCACGAGGGCGGAAAGCAGCUGCCGUACUACUGCUCAGCUGUGUGGUCGUUUUACACCACUAUCGUCGCUGCGCUCGCGCUGCAUUUCACCGGUCUUUUCAAGUUGUACACCAUCAUCGACGAGUUUGGACCGCUGAUGAGCGUGGCUAUCAUCUCCGGUUUCCUGGUCUCCUUCAUUGCAUAUUUCUCCGCCCUCGCGCGUGGCCGACAGCACCGUAUGACUGGAUAUCCGAUCUAUGACUUCUUCAUGGGGGCGGAGUUGAACCCUCGCAUGUUCGGCCUCCUCGACUUCAAGAUGUUCUUCGAAGUCCGGUUGCCCUGGUAUAUCCUGCUCUUGGUUACUCUCGGUGCCGCGGCGCGUCAGUAUGAGACUUACGGCUACGUUUCUGGCGAAGUUGGCUUCCUUCUCCUGGCGCACUACCUGUACGCCAAUGCUUGCUCAAAAGGCGAGGAAUGCAUCAUCUCGACAUGGGAUAUGUACUAUGAGAAAUGGGGCUUCAUGCUCAUCUUCUGGAAUCUGGCCGGUGUGCCCCUGAGCUACUGCCACUGCACAAUCUACUUGGCCAACCACGAUCCUGCCACCUACCGCUGGAACAGAUUCGCGCUGGCAUUCCUGUACAUUGCGUACCUGUUCGUCUACUGGAUCUGGGAUACAGCCAACAGCCAGAAGAACCGCUUCCGCCAGCAGGAGCGCGGUACCCUGGUUUUCCGCAAGACUUUCCCACAGCUGCCGUGGCAGACGGUGCAGAACCCCAAGACUAUCAAGUGCCCUCAGGGUACGAUCUUGGUCGAUGGGUGGUAUGGCCUGGCCCGCAAGAUCCACUACACUUGUGAUCUCUACUUUGCCUUGAACUGGGGUCUUAUCACCGGUUUCCAGAGCCCCUUCCCAUGGUUCUACCCGGUCUUCUUCGCAUGCAUGAUUAGCCACCGCGCUCUGCGUGAUAUCCAGAAAUGCCGUGCCAAGUACGGCGAUGCGUGGCUCGAGUACGAAAGACGCGUGCCAUAUCUCUUCAUUCCUUAUGUUUUCUAGAGGAAACGACAGCCGCCUCUACAUUCAAGCACUGGGCCGUGCCCUGCCAUAUUAUAGCCAAGCGUAAAAUACCGCACUGGCCGACUCAAAACGUAUACAUCCGAUAAUAUUCAAUUGCUCCCACACCUUGCAUCUUCGGUUCUUCCAUUGUCAUUCUAUGUACAUUAUAAGAAUGCUGAAAUCGCACAACUUCCUGCUUUCCUGCUUUUGUUGGUGUCGUCUUCAAUAUAUCCUCAAUUAAUCAUUAUGCAUGUGGGUUGCCCCACCGUUCAUCGUUUGUUUAUCGAGAUAAUUUUCUCGGCCAUUUUGGGAUCUGGUGACCCCCUUUUUUUCUCUUUCUGUCACCAUUAUGGAUAGUAUACUAUUUCCAGUAUCUAAAACGAGAACAAAUGAAAAUGAAAAUAUGAAGUAUGA
This is a messenger RNA of Paecilomyces variotii, 2186 nucleotides long. Its product is annotated as delta(24(24(1)))-sterol reductase. Gene Ontology annotation, biological process: ergosterol biosynthetic process. The record is from RefSeq and is a predicted model, not a curated record. The transcript is spliced from 5 exons. Gene Ontology annotation, molecular function: Delta24(24-1) sterol reductase activity. Gene Ontology annotation, cellular component: endoplasmic reticulum membrane. NCBI's taxonomy places the organism in Eukaryota, Fungi, Ascomycota, Eurotiomycetes, Eurotiales, Thermoascaceae. The coding region runs from base 75 to 1772 and encodes 565 amino acids.